UCUUUGCAUGUGAAGACUGAGGAAGAGUAAGAGGACAAUUUGGUAGUCGCCCCCACGUCUGGUUUCCGUAUUUUGUGGGUGGGAACUACAACCUCUAGUCUUCGCCAUUACACGAAAGAAGCUUUCUCGAGAACCCCAGGGGAAUUCGAAGAUUCCAACCUGUUCUCACAAAGUUGCAAAACGCCUAUAACCGAGGAGGCGGCGUAGGUAUGGCUUCAAUGAGUUUUUUAGAAUAUUUGGAGAGUAGUGUUGCAUUAGCCCAUUGGUGUUCUAGGCUGUAGUUGUCACGGUCUACUGUUUAUGGUCGAGUUAAAGCUCAAAGUUUUUUAGUUUGUUGGCAUGGAUUGUGUUGGCACAAGGGUUUUCUGAACGGGUUUUGCUCGGUAUUUUUUCUAUACUGGGAUUUCCGAGCUAUUUAGUGUUUGGAGAAUCUGGGUGUUCCAAUUGAAGGAAUUCUGGUAGAUUGUUUUGCAUCGGUUUAUUGAAUUGGGUUUUUCGGGGUUCUCAAUUCUGAGAGAAGAUGACUGUGUUUACCUAUUUUGCCAUGAGGAAGACCUCUUUAUGUAUUAAAUUGAGCUCUGUUGUGAUGUGGAGUUGUAUUGUUUUUAGGAAAAAUGAGGCAUUUCGAUGUUGCUGAUUACUCUGAAAUUUCAAAUUUGGUAAUGGAUGUGUAAUAGUGCACUUUCAUUGUGAGGGGAGAAUCAUAGAAAGAUGGCUUCAACAACCCCAUCUGCGGAUUCACCAACGUCCUCUGCAACCUCACCACCACCACCUUCUUCCCCUUCUCCAUCAAAUUCUUCAACUUCCCCGCCUCCUACAGAAUCCAGGCCUAAUCAGACUCCUGCCACCCCGGCACCUUCAACCCCACCUCCUCAGUCUCCUCCACCAGCAGUCUCUGCGGCUCCUCCUCCAUCGACGCCAGCUUCACCCCCACCAGCAUCAGCUCCCCCUCCAACCUCACCAUCACCACCUCCACCACCUUCCCCACCAACAACCUCACCACGACCUCCAGCUUCACCCCCUCCAUCUGCCCCUCCUCCAGCAACUUCGCCACCCCCUCCAGAUUUUUCACCACCGCCACCACCACCAUCUGGAGGUUCUUCUUCUCCCCAAGCCUCUCCUACGCCUCCAGUGCCAUCCCCACCUCCCCCCCAAGAUUCAUCGCCUUCUUCAUCUCCACCACCUCCUGCCAAUGUCCCGGCACCGCCUUCUUCCGAUUCUCCGCCUCCACCAGUGGCAAAGUCACCAACGAAUUCUCCUCCCUCUCCUAUACAUACACCUCCUCCAUCUAAAGCUGCCCCUCCUACCCCAGAUACGGCAUUGGCAUCACCUCCUCCUCCAGCUACCUCUCCUUCACCUCCUCUGAUUUCUUCUCCUGCUUCUCCAAGUAAUUCCUCUGCUGCUGGAAGUCCCAGUAAGUCAACUGCACCUUCUUCUAUUACUCAUGUAACAGAAAAUGAAAGAUCUACAAAUACAGGUGGGUCAAGCACGAUAGUAUCUGUGGCAAUUGGCGUUGUAGUUGGGGUCCUAGUAAUUAGUCUUCUUGUGAUGGCCGUGUGGUUCUUACAGAAACGCAAGAAAAGGAGAACUGGAAGGAAUGCAGGCUACCCCAUGCAUUCUCCAUUUGCGUCCUCCCAGAAUUCAGAUUCAUUAUUUCUGAAGCCCUAUUCUCCAGAUCCCCUAGUCGGAAAUGACUCUGUUGGAGAGUUCGUGUAUACACCAUCAGAGCCAAGCGGUGUAGGCAAUUCACGGUCAUGGUUCACUUAUGAAGAAUUAGUCAAUGCCACAAAUGGGUUCUCAGCACAGAACCUUUUGGGUGAAGGUGGAUUUGGUUGUGUUUUCAAAGGUGUCUUGGCAGAUGGAAAAGUGGUAGCUGUUAAACAGCUAAAAAUUGGUGGUGGACAGGGAGAGCGUGAAUUCAGAGCAGAAGUUGAGAUAAUUAGCAGAAUACACCAUCGUCAUUUGGUCUCCCUGGUGGGUUACUGUAUAUCAGAGCAUCAAAGAUUACUUGUCUACGAAUACGUCCCAAAUGACACUCUUCAUUAUCACCUUCAUGGUGAGGACAGGCCCAUUAUGGGUUGGGCAACCCGACUGAAGGUUGCUGCUGGUGCAGCUCGUGGACUUGCUUACCUUCACGAAGACUGCCAUCCCCGAAUCAUUCACAGGGAUAUUAAAUCAUCAAACAUCCUUCUUGAUAGCAACUUUGAAGCUCGGGUUGCAGAUUUUGGGCUUGCAAAGUUAGCAUUGGAUUCAAAUACUCAUGUAACCACACGUGUGAUGGGAACCUUUGGUUACAUGGCUCCAGAAUAUGCAACAAGUGGCAAGUUGACUGAAAAGUCUGAUGUUUAUUCCUUUGGGGUUGUGCUUUUGGAGCUGAUUACGGGUCGCAAGCCAGUGGAUGCCUCUCAGCCAUUGGGUGAUGAGAGCCUAGUUGAAUGGGCUCGUCCAAUACUUGCUCAAGCACUUGAAGAUGAAGAGUUUGAAGGGUUGGUAGAUCCAAGGCUGGAAAAGAACUAUGUUGGAAAUGAAAUGUUUCGGAUGAUUGAGGCAGCUGCAGCUUGUGUGCGUCAUUCAGCUGCAAGAAGGCCAAGAAUGAGUCUGGUGGUGAGAGCAUUAGAGUCUUUGGAUGAACUUUCAGAUCUCACCAAUGGAAUGAAACCUGGCCAAAGUGAACUAUUUGAUCCAGCGCAACAAUCUGCACAAAUUAGGAUGUUUCAAAGAAUGGCAUUUGGUAGCCAGGAAUACAGUUCUGAGUUCUUCAAUCAAACAGAGAGUAGCUGGAGGAGUGGAGAGCAUGGAUACCGGAGAAACCCUUCAUCUGCAAAUGCAUCAGGUGUGUGGGGCAGUUGAGAUCAAUUUACGGCUGACUAUGGCAAAUACUAUACUUUCAAUUUGUGCUUGAAGGGAUAACUUUUCUCCAUCUACUUACUUAAAAAAAGAAAGAGUGAACUGCUCUCCAUCUUGGGAUCAGAUUUGAGGCACGCAAUUACUUUGCAAUCAGGUCGUGCUGCUUGUUCAAUGUAAAUCUCAUGCAUCGUAUUUGCUCCAGUUCUUUGUUCUCUUAACUAACAAUUUUUUUGUUAUAAGGGUCCUUGAUUUUGUAUUCUUUAUUAUAUAUCUAUAGAUACUUGAUACACUGUUUUUUUGUAUUCUUUAUAUUGAUUUAUUCAAGCUCUUCGUU
Juglans regia (Persian walnut) is the source of this 3181-nucleotide messenger RNA. Its product is annotated as proline-rich receptor-like protein kinase PERK8. Gene Ontology annotation, molecular function: protein kinase activity; ATP binding. Gene Ontology annotation, biological process: protein phosphorylation. The record is from RefSeq and is a predicted model, not a curated record. The coding region runs from base 712 to 2850 and encodes 712 amino acids. The transcript has 8 exons. NCBI's taxonomy places the organism in Eukaryota, Viridiplantae, Streptophyta, Magnoliopsida, Fagales, Juglandaceae.